GUGAAAUCCGAUAAGAAAACCGCGAAGAUCUACCGGCGUGCUGUGGAGCUCGGAGAUGUGCGGUCGAUGGUAUCUCUUGGGAGAAUGUACGAGCAUGGGGAAGGCGUCAAGCUGGACAAGAAGAAGGCGGAGCGGCUCUAUCGCGCGGCAGCAGACCGGGGCCACCCAGACGCGCAAUGCAAUUUGGCGUUUUUACUUGAUUCUGAGGAGAAGUAUGAAGAAGCGUUCCCGUACUACGCGCUCUCGGCGGAUCAAGGUUAUACACGUGCAGAGCACAACCUUGGCUGCUGUUACACGCUCGGAAAAGGCACGGAAGUCGACCUCGGCAAAGCCAGGUACUGGUUCGAGCGCGCCGCUGCCAAGGGCCGCAAAGAAGCUAUAACGGCCCUCGCGGCCCUCGACGCGCGAAUCCGCGCGCGCAUCGCGGCGGAACACGAGGCGGCCCGCAUUUACCUGCGCGCUGUGGAGCUCGGAGAUGUGGACGCGAUGAAAUACCUUGGAAAAUUGUACUGGGAUGGGAGUGGCGUCAAGCUGGACAAGAAGAAGGCUAUGCAGCUGUUUCGCACGGCCGCAGAUCGGGGCGACGCGGUCGCGCAAUGCAAUUUAGGGAUUUUACUUCAUUCUGUGGAGAAAUUUGAAGAGGCGGUCCGGUACUUUGUGCUCGCGGCGAAUCAAGGAUAUACCGAUGGAGAGCAUAACCUUGGCGCCUGUUUCUACGAUGGCAUAGGCACGGAAGUCGACCUCGGCAAGGCCAGAUUCUGGUUGGAGCGCGCCGCUGCCAAGGGCAACGAGCUCGCUAUGGAGAAUCUCGCGCGCCUCGACGCGCGAGAUAUUGCCUAA
Messenger RNA from Aureococcus anophagefferens, 840 nucleotides. RefSeq lists its product as hypothetical. The record is from RefSeq and is a predicted model, not a curated record. The transcript has 3 exons. Gene Ontology annotation, molecular function: protein binding. The annotation marks the transcript as partial. Lineage: Eukaryota; Pelagophyceae; Pelagomonadales; Pelagomonadaceae.